Messenger RNA from Raphanus sativus (radish), 1790 nucleotides. Its product is annotated as transcription factor MYB101-like. Bases 170 to 1552 code for a protein of 460 amino acids. The transcript is spliced from 3 exons. The record is from RefSeq and is a predicted model, not a curated record. Lineage: Eukaryota; Viridiplantae; Streptophyta; Magnoliopsida; Brassicales; Brassicaceae.
CAAAAAUUUGUCAAAAUGAAAAUAUACUAUUUCUUCAUUCCUUUCUCUAUACUUCUAAUUCAUAACACACUAGCGUACUUAUAUAUAAUACAUAUAUACAAACAUUGUAUAUAUCAAGUAACAGAAAGAAAAAUCCUUCUUGACCGGAGGGUCGCGUCUUCAUAAGAAUAUGCACGGUGGUGGAGAAACAACGGCCACGGUAACUGAGGCGAGGGGGUUGAAGAAAGGGCCGUGGACGACGACGGAAGAUGCGAUCUUGACGGAGUACGUGAGGAAACACGGCGAAGGUAACUGGAACGCGGUGCUGAAGAACUCAGGCUUGCUCCGGUGUGGGAAAAGCUGCCGUCUACGGUGGGCCAACCAUCUCCGGCCAAUUCUAAAGAAAGGAUCAUUUAGUCCUGAUGAAGAGAAGAUCAUCAUCGAGCUUCACGCUAAGAUGGGAAACAAAUGGGCUCGUAUGGCUUCUCAGUUACCUGGACGAACCGACAAUGAAAUUAAGAACUACUGGAACACAAGGAUGAAGAGAAGACAACGAACUGGUUUGCCUUUAUACCUUGACGAGAUUCAUCAUCAAGGGAUUGAUAAUGAUGACGACUUUGAAUUUAAUUCAUUUCAGUUCUCAAACCAAGACCAUUCUAACCACCAAAAAAUGAUUCAGCCCACUAAUUCCUCUAAUAGUACUCCAUCAUCCUCCUCUUCAUUCUCUUCUUCGUCUUCUCAACCUCAGAAAAAUAUGUGUUUAGAUCCCUUAAUCUAUACUAAUCCGGUCCUAAACCACAUCCCCGAUACUCCCAUAAAUCCUCAUAUGUUCUCUCUUUACAACAAUAGCCUUGAGAAUGAGAACAACCAGUUUGGUUUCUCUCUUCCUUUGUCCUCAUCCUCAUCGUCGAAUGAGUUUUGUACUACCGAUAAGAAAGACAUUGUUGCUAUGAGUUAUAGUUCAUUUCUUAUCAGAGAUCAUGAGAUGAGACCGAGUUCUUUCCCUUUAGGACUAGACAAUACUGUCCUAGAGCUUCCUUCAGUCCAAACACCGACCCAUUUGCUCAGUUCUAAUACUAUUAUUGACAAUGGUGUCCAUCUUUAUCCACCUGCAGGAAACAGUGGAUUGCUUGACACCGUUUUGGAGGAGUCUCGAGCCUUGUCUCGCGGUAGAAUCUUCAAUGACGUUAUGGUUUCUUCUAGUGGUUUAUGCGAGGAUCAAGACCAGAAAGUGGAGAUUGAUUUUGAGAAUCGGUUGAUAGAUCAUCUAAACUGUUCUCAUCAAUCAUCAUCAGAAACAACUCCUAAUCUUUACAAGAGGUACAAUGAGCUAACGAUAGUGAAGGCAACAAUGGACGAUGAUGAUGGCAUAAUGAUGAGCCUUAUCAACAAUUUCCCUUCGACCACACCGUUACCUAAUGACUGGUACCGGAUGACAGAAAUCCAAACAGAAGCAUUAACGAGCGGAAUCUUGACAGGAAACCAUCAAGGUGACAGCCCAUUGGAACCACAAGAGGCACUACCUUCGUCCGGCACUGUAGAUCCUCUGGCCUUGUUGGGGUCAUGUUACUGAGGCAACAUGCCUAAAAACUGCUAAUUUGGAGAGUUUCCCCAUGAGCAAAACCAUUUAUUUGGUAUUUUGAAAUCAAGAAAGGAGAAAAGGCUAUAUUAAUUUCAAAGCUUAAUUUGUUUCUGCUUGUGUAAAAUCUUUUUAAGCACUCUGUUUGGGAUUUUCUCUGAACUUUAGGUUAACAUGUUUUCAAGGGACUAAAAAACAAAGACAAAAUUUAAGAGAGAUGGACUUGAGCUAA